Messenger RNA from Enterobius vermicularis (human pinworm), 1713 nucleotides. The record is from the annotation of a GenBank genome assembly. Lineage: Eukaryota; Metazoa; Nematoda; Chromadorea; Rhabditida; Oxyuridae.
AUGGCGUGUCAAGAGCUGAGUGAGAAAUAUGCAGACUGUAAGUACCAAUCGGAAGCGCGUUUAUUGGAAUUGCAGAAGGCUUUUGAGAACGUGGCAAACAGCGAAAGUGAUGACUCAGACAAUCGUGCGAAGUUGUUUGCUCGAUUAGCUGGAGCAGAAAAAGAAGUUGAAAAAUUAAAGAGCGAAAACGAAAGUUUACGAAAUAGUUUAGCAACUAAGGAAGCGGAACUUAGCGAUCAUGUAAUAAAAAUACGAAAUCUUGAAGAGCAACUUUUAGCUGCAUUAGGCAAUUACGUUGAGGAUAUAGAUAAGCGCCCUGUCGAUGUUGAGGUCAUAGCGAAACACGAUUUAGAUCGCAUGCAUUCACAAUUAGUGUACAAGGACACGAGGAUUAUGGAGCUUAACAGUACUAUAUUAGAUAAGGAGCGGCAAAUUCUAGAUCUCCAAGAAAUGUGCCGUGAACAAAACCAGGUCGUUCAAGCGCGCUCUAAAGCGUUUCAUAUCGUUCAACAAAGAGUUAUGGAGAUAGAUUCUAAAGAAAAGAAAGAUGUGUCGACUGAAACGGAACUGAGUGUUAGACUGCAAGCUCAGAUUUUAUCAAAUCGUAGGGAAGGAUUUCGACCUGCCUUGGAUUCCAGCAUACCUGGCCGAGCAGUUAUGCUGUUAAGGACUGGUACUAUUUUUGUUGGUCUUUUAGUUCUGAUAGAAGUUUUUUUAUUUAUAGCUAGUGGUUAUUUAAAUUUUCAAGAUCGCCAUUCCCCACCACCUGUGGAUCCCAGUGAGGAUCAAAGUUCCAUCACUACUGAAAUGAUGGUGCUUGAGGAUUUUGAAAAUGGAUCUAAAGUGCCAUUGGAAUUAAGAAAGAAGCAGCGUAAAAAAGUCACUUUUGAUCUCAAACCGCAACGUUCUAUUAAUGCGGAAGGAAUUACUGGCAGUGUUUGUGAUGAUAUUGCUCAGGCGGUUGUUGAUUUAACUUCGGAAAAUGAUGAACUUCGGAAAAUAAUACGUGAAUUAGAAAACGAUUUUGCACAGUCGCGAGUUGCUCAACUAGAAGACGAAGUUGAAAGAGUUCGGCGAGAAGGGAAGAACCAGGCUUUAAAGGCUAGAGCGGCAGCACAAGGAAGAAUACGAGAUUUGGAAGAAAAAAUUGCUUCUGAACAGGAAGAACAUAAAGAUGAAGUCAUCUUUUGCUAUAUUCCAAUUCUUCUUGUUAACCGUUUAAAAUCCACUGUAGAAGCGUUAAGAGCAGCUCGUGAAUGGAGCGUGGAAGAAAAUGCAAGACUGUUAGAAAAAAUAGCAGCGAGCAAACGCCAGUGUGAUGAGGUAAAAGAAGAACUGAGUGAAAAUCUUAAUGAACAAGAAAAACUGCGCAGAGAUUUAGAAGAAGAUCGAGAGCUGAUUGUAAGGUUAGCGAAGAAUGUUGAAGAGGCGCAACGCACUGUCAAUACACUGCUGGAACAAAAAGUUUCUAUAUUAGACGAUGUUGAUAGGCUGAAAGAAGCCAUCGAAGCACAAGACGAGUACAUUUCCGCCUUGGAAGAAGAUAUAGUGAUUUACGAAGAACAUAUAGGAGUAUUAAGAGAUUCAUUAGGGGCUUCCAAAAUUGAAAAUCGUGCCUACAUCAAAUCAAAGGCAUUCGAAACAAAGUUACGAGCUUUAGAGCAAGAGAAGGAGCAGAUAACGAAACGGAAUAAUGGUCAGUCACUUUUUUAA